Molecule: messenger RNA, 2493 nt
Organism: Drosophila gunungcola (fruit fly)
Lineage: Eukaryota; Metazoa; Arthropoda; Insecta; Diptera; Drosophilidae
Gene: PLCXD
Product: PI-PLC X domain-containing protein 1
Exons: 3
Coding region: 763-2196 (477 amino acids)
Biological process (GO): lipid metabolic process
Molecular function (GO): phosphoric diester hydrolase activity
Source: RefSeq, a predicted model, not a curated record
AUGUUUAUUCAACAAUUGGCACUCAAGUAUCAGCCGUUUACAUGGGAAGUGUGAAAGUUUAAUAAACAAAAGAACCCAAUGCACAAGCUCUUCUCGCUUUGGUUCUCGCAUUUGAGCUUCAGUUGAGAGGCGACGCUGGGUUCGGAUUGUCGCAGAUCGCUUGCUUUUUAUAUUAAUUUAUUUAGUCGGUGCGAAAGUGAAUCAAAUCAUAACGCUUCUAUUGUUUCGUUUCCUAUAGGAAAUACAUGUGUGCUUAGCCUCCAAAACUCUUUGUGUUCUAAAAAUGCCAAAACAUUACACUGCCAAUUAAAGCCGAGUGCGAACAAAUAAGUGCUGAUAAUUUGCACAUUGCUGAGAAUUGCCUGCCCUUAUUGUUUAUAAUAUAAUCGGUUAUGCCGGUCAAAUGUUCUGUACACGCAGCCAUUGAAUAUUAAUAUCCUCCAGUUAGCAUAAGGGCUAAUUACUUGGAACCCCCUGGGUAAAUAGAGAAUUCAAUGAACACGAAAGUCCAAGUUCAUUUACACAGAGAUUUCUUGCUAAGUUCUAGUGUCCGGUUCUAGUUUCUGCCACCAACCUUAUAUAGCAUACAUAUAUAUAACGAUCUACUGGAUUUGGGGUCCGGGUCUCAGUUCAUUGAGUCCGGUGCUCUCGACGCGAGCGGUUGAUCUGUGGCGAUCUCUUGGGGUGUCGUGUUUAUAUUACUGCUCUGAUUAAAGUCUGUUGCAAUCAGCACGAAUCAUCAGUAGUAAUUCAAUCAGAAAAAUGGUGGGAAAAAUUCUUCAGCUUGCGCUGCUGGUUCUCCUCGUCUCCUGGACGCAAGCUCAGACCGAACCCUACGAGGAUCCCAACAGUCUCAAGGUCUGGCUGACCAUCAGUGCCCGCAAGAGAUUCCUGGAGGUUUCAUGGAGCAAUGCGCCGGCGCGGAUGGGUGACCAAGUCCUGGUGACGAGGCAGGAUGCCCUCAGCUUCGAUACCAAGCUCCUGCCCAAGCGGACUCCACUGGCGACCUUCCACAGCGAGGAGGGCAGUGGUUCCGGCGAAUCACCAAACAGCUACGUGCCCAUCAGUGGAUUCACAGUCAGACCGGAAGCCAAAUCGGACACCAAUGAGGUAGAACAGAAGUACUGGGUGGCCAAUGGAGGAGCCACCGAGGUCGUGGCGGCCAUUCAACCCACCCAGGGUCUCUCCACCCAGUGGUUCACCACCGGACUGCCCUUUGACUACGCCCUGUCCAGGAAUGUGACCGUUCAGACCUCCUGCUACGGCUUUUGGGCCAGCUACAUAGACGUACAGGGUAACAUCCUGGCCAAGACCUGCCUCAAAGUGUUUCCCCGCUGGAUGAAUCAGCUGAAGUCCAAAAUAGGAGAGAUGCGCCUGCGAGAUCUGUUCAUACCGGGAUCCCACGACUCCGGCUCAUAUCGGCCCAACUUCGAUCCGCUGCUCAGGGAGAGCCUGGUGACCAAAUACGCCCUGACCCAGGACGACGACAUCCGGGGACAGCUGAUGCACGGAGUUCGCUACCUGGACAUUAGAGUGGGCUACUACCGGAACUCCCCGGACCCGUUCUUCAUCUACCACGGGAUCACCAAGCAGCGUCCCCUUCAGGAGGUCAUCAACCAGGUGCGGGACUUUGUCCACGAGACCAACGAGAUUAUCAUCUUCGGACUGAAGGAGUUUCCAGUGGGAUUUGGAAAAGGACUUGGAGUGCAUCGCCUGCUGAUCAGCUAUUUGCGUGACCAGUUCCAGGACCUUAUAGCUCAUCCUUCGCUGUCCUGGCGCGCAUCCCUGCGCGACAUUUGGGCCCGCAGGCAGAACGUGUUCCUGGCCUACGAUCACGAGACCAUGGUGGAGGAGUUCCCAGAGGUCCUGUUCGGAUCCGUGGAACAGCGUUGGGGAAACAAGCAGACGUGGUCACAACUUGAGACAUAUUUGCGCAACGUUAACGACUUUGACGCGUCACGGUUCUCCAGUCGCCCAGUGUCCGAUAUGGCAGAGUUGACCCCGGAGACCUGGGACGUCAUUUUUGACAAGCACGGAGGACUACGCAAGAUGGCCGACAACGUGAACUGGCGGAUCUCUCAGCUGUAUCGAAAUGAAUUGGGCACCAAUGCCAACAUUGUGUCAGCGGACUUUAUACGGGGCACCACACUGGUGGAAACAGCUAUAGAGUAUAAUACUCGUAAGAUUUACAUGUAGAUAGAAACCGUAGAGCACCGGGAAUUUAAACCAACAUUUCCGAAUUUGCAGUAAUACAUUUAUUUGCUAAGCGAUAAGUUAUUGUACUGCCAUGUGGCUUCCCUAAACAUGUCACAUUUUAUAUAGUUUACAGUUUUGUUCCCAUUAAAGCGCAUUCAAUUACUUCCUGAUUGUGUUAAAAACGGAAUUAGGAGUAAACUUUAGUGGAGAGUGAGCCAAAAAAGGCCUUGGGUUGUGUAAAACCUGUUAACUGAGGAGCUUGCUCAAAUAAAUACAUAUGUUAAAACUAAAAUCUAA